Cuscuta campestris is the source of this 727-nucleotide messenger RNA. The record is from the annotation of a GenBank genome assembly. NCBI's taxonomy places the organism in Eukaryota, Viridiplantae, Streptophyta, Magnoliopsida, Solanales, Convolvulaceae.
GGCAAGGAGAAACCUUGCCACGCCCUGCCAUUCGUGUAGAGUGAAGCGCGGCAGUGAGCGAGGAAAAAAAAGGAUCGCGAGGCAAAUUUGAAAGCAGCAAAAUACAAUUACUCUUGAAAAAUCAUCGGUCUCUCUUCUCCCCGCUAGUCUUCUUCGGCCAUCGAUCGGUUUGUUCUCUUCUCGCGCUAGUCUUCUCCGGCCAUCAUCCUUCACCUGCAACCCUCAGGUAUAAAUGGAGAAUGAUGGUAGAAGCUUCACUGAAUUAUUGCUCCAGGGAGAGAUUACAAACAGAAUCACAGACAUUGAUUCUAUUGCUCGUAAUCUACAACGACCAAUGGGAAGGAAAGCUGCAAAGAGGCUUAGAAAUGGACAAGGAGAGAACAAUAUGCCACCCCCUCAUGUAGUUGCUCUUACAGAUGCAGUACAACGCAUUGCAGCGGUUCGGGAGAGGGAGGCAGAGCAACGCAUUUUGGCAGAGCAAGCUCGUAUGUAUGCAGAGGAAGCUCGUGCUCGUGCGGACGAAGAUAGGCUGAUGAUGAUAGAUACAUCUAUCAUCUCAGAUCCCAUUCGACGUCGAUACUUUGAAGAUAGGAUUGCAGAGGUUAUGAGAAAGAGGGGAUACAAUUAAUUUGAAUUCUACAUUUGUAAUCUCAAUUUUGUUCAGACAUUUGUGUUAUUGUGACUUUUAUUUGUUAAAGAAUUUUAUUCAUGAAUUGCAUGUUUUUUU